AUGGGAAAUUCAAGGCCUGGAGCCGGGGCCAGCAUCACCUCCCCAUGGUGCAGUGCUCUGAAGUCACCCGCGGUGGGCUUCAUCCACACGGGUGCUGGGGCCAGGGAGACCCUUGCCGAGCUGGUGGGUCUGCUGCAGCCCCUCAUCCUGGCGGUGUCUCCCCUGAAGCAGUGGAAAGCGGCCCCUCCCCAUCUAGGUUUGCCCUCCCUCUCGCUCCCCGCUUCCUCCGCAUUCCUUCUGAGCAGCCUGGUCCCGUUCAGCCCGGGAGGACGGAGCGUCUACUCGACCAGAGCUUCAGAGUCAGAGACGUUCUCACUCGCCCCACCCAGGGCACAGUCACUGGUUCCGCAUGGCCUCUGA
This is a messenger RNA of Rangifer tarandus platyrhynchus (Svalbard reindeer), 360 nucleotides long. Lineage: Eukaryota; Metazoa; Chordata; Mammalia; Artiodactyla; Cervidae. The record is from the annotation of a GenBank genome assembly.